Cucumis melo (muskmelon) is the source of this 533-nucleotide messenger RNA. RefSeq names its product amino acid permease 3-like. The coding region runs from base 33 to 533 and encodes 166 amino acids. The record is from RefSeq and is a predicted model, not a curated record. NCBI's taxonomy places the organism in Eukaryota, Viridiplantae, Streptophyta, Magnoliopsida, Cucurbitales, Cucurbitaceae. The transcript has 5 exons. Gene Ontology annotation, cellular component: plasma membrane.
AACUUUGGUGGCUCUCCAUUGUUGCUUCUGUUAUGUCUUUUACUUACUCAACUAUUGGACUUGGCCUUGGAGUUGCUCAAAUUACUGCAAAUGGAAAAAUUGGAGGGAGCUUGACUGGAAUUAGCAUAGGAACUGUCACUCAAACACAAAAAGUAUGGAGGAGCUUCCAAGCUCUUGGAGACAUUGCUUUUGCCUACUCAUACUCGAUUAUCCUCAUUGAAAUUCAGGACACUCUAAAAUCUCCACCUUCAGAGGCUAAGACAAUGAAGAAGGCAACUCUAGUGAGUGUGUCGGUGACAACGCUUUUUUAUAUGUUGUGUGGCGCUGCUGGCUACGCACCAUUCGGGCACAUGGCACCGGGAAACCUACUCACUGGGUUCGGGAUUCCAAUUGAAAUGAGCUUAUGUGUGGAGUCCAUGCUUCCAUUCGAUUUUGCAACUUCUUCAACAUCAAUGACUCUAAUGCUUUCUAUUUCUCCCCUUAGUUAUAGUUAUGGUUGGCUUUUAGAAGGUUCUAAUAAACUUGACCAAUGA